AUGGUCUCGAUCCGGCCGGCGACGAUCGAUGACCUACCUGGUAUGCAGGCAUGCAAUCUUUGCUGCUUGCCAGAGAACUACCAGAUGAAGUACUACCUCUACCACGCCCUUUCCUGGCCGCAGUUGCCACAAGUGGCAGUGGACAGCCAGAAUCGAAUUGUGGGCUACGUCCUCGCCAAGAUGGAGGAGGACACGGACGAGGUCCAUGGCCACAUCACCUCGCUCGCGGUCAUGCGAAGCUACCGACGACUUGGGAUUGCCACCGCCCUCAUGAGGGCGUCCAUUAACACCAUGGAGGAGUGCUUUAACGCCGAGUUCGUGUCGCUUCACGUCCGCUAUACCAACCGGGCGGCCUUCUCCCUGUAUUCGGAGACCCUUGGCUUCGAAAUCCAAGACAUAGAGGAGAAGUACUAUGCAGACAAGGAGGACGCCUACGACAUGAGAAAGACGCUUAGAGCUGGGCUGGAAAAGCAGGAAGCCAGCAAAGGCAAAAAGAAGAGCAAGGAAAAGGAAAGAGAAAAAGAGGCCAAAGAGAAAGAGGCCGGUGAAGCCGAGAAGGCGGAAGAGCCAGCUCCAGAGGAGAAGGCCGAGGAGAAAGCGCCCGGCGAGAAGGGCGAGGGGGAGACAGAGGACGCGAAAAAGAAGCGCAAGAAGAAGAACAAGAAGUGA
Symbiodinium natans is the source of this 669-nucleotide messenger RNA. Lineage: Eukaryota; Dinophyceae; Suessiales; Symbiodiniaceae. The record is from the annotation of a GenBank genome assembly.